AUGUUUGGGCCAAACAUCAACAUCAUAGAAGAUCCAACGUCAGAAAGAAAACGGAGCGUCUAUUUGGAAGGCACACUGCCUUAUUACCAGAAUCCGGAGCAAAAUCCUGUCACUAAAGUAGCUCCUUUUCAACCACAAGGUCCAGGACCUGGACACCAUCUACCCAUAAAAGCUUUUCAAAGCAAAAGCGGCAGUAGUAGCGUAGUUUUUGACAGCUUAAGGCCUCUUUUGCUGUUUAUGAAGAUUGCGGGUAUAUCUCCAAUCGCUCAAUUAGAUAUGGUGUUUCAGGUUCCAAUAUUUUUAAGUCCUAUAACCUGGAGUGAAGCCAAAAAAUUGUCCAGGGUUUUGACGAACUUUGUCGUGUUUGAAAACAUGUAUAACAAAAUCACUAAGAAGAAGUUCCAGCAUUUUCUCGGCAACAAACCUAUUGUUGUGACUAUCGGAUUGCCAAUUUUGGCUUGUUCUACUAUGGUUGUGACGCAUGUGACCAUGGUUCACUUUAAACUGCUACAGAUUCAGGAAGGCCUGGGGGUCAAAGAUAUUGGAUUAGCGAUUACAGCUUUCUUUGCUGCCAUGAUGCUGUUGUUGAUCAGUGAUGAAGCCCAUUAUGCAUCCAAUUGUGUGAAAGUGCAAUUCCAGAAGAAGUUGCUGCUCGUAGAGUUGAACUGGAUGAAUGAUGAUGCACAACAAGAGAUAAAUAUGUUUCUAAGAGCAACAGAAAUGAAUCCUACAGACAUGAGUUUGGGAGGUUUUUUUGACGUCAACAGAAAUUUGUUUAAAUCGUUAAUAGCCACUAUGGUUACGUACCUGGUGGUGCUACUGCAAUUCCAGAUAAGCAUCCCCGAGGACGGAGGACCUGUGAAUGCUACAAUGAUGAAUAGAGCACUACCACAACAACCACAUUAG
Molecule: messenger RNA, 906 nt
Organism: Diabrotica balteata
Lineage: Eukaryota; Metazoa; Arthropoda; Insecta; Coleoptera; Chrysomelidae
Source: the annotation of a GenBank genome assembly